Neurospora crassa OR74A is the source of this 780-nucleotide messenger RNA. RefSeq lists its product as hypothetical. Lineage: Eukaryota; Fungi; Ascomycota; Sordariomycetes; Sordariales; Sordariaceae. The record is from RefSeq and is a predicted model, not a curated record. The coding region runs from base 1 to 780 and encodes 259 amino acids. The transcript is spliced from 3 exons.
AUGGAAUUCUGUUUCUUUGCUGUCAUGGGUGGAUUUCGUGUCUCAAUUAAGGAUAUUCGCCCAUCCGAGUCAGCUUACUUCCGGUCCUCUUACAACGGAGCUCUCCCAGAAGACCUUGCUCUAUCACCAGAUGGCAUUCGCCUCCUUGCUCAGCUUGGACACUUGAAUUUACUGCUCCCCCAUGCUUCGGAUGUCGAGGAUAAAAACAAAUCGAACGGUUUCCAGAAGUUACUGGUCAUGGUGCAACUGUCUUGGAUGCUGCUCCAGUGCAUCUUUCGGGGAAACCAGAAGCUGCCGAUAUCGCUUUUGGAAAUUCAUACAUUCGGACACGCUUAUUUUGCAUUGUUGUUGUAUAUUGCGUGGUUUUCUAAACCCGCCGAUAUUUCGCACCCAAUUAAUAUUCCUACAGAUGCCUUUGCGGAUGCGCUUGCUCUGAUGGUCCAAGAACAGUUUUGUGAGGCGCAGAAUAUCAUGACAUGCUUAUACCCGCAACGAACACACGAAAACGAGUUGUCAAUGCUCGCGGUCAGGGCGGAUCCCGAAACCAUGCCCCCCUCCGAUGAAAGGGAUUCCCCGAGCUUGAUACAUUUCAAGGACUCUGAGGGGGAACUUAAAAAGGUCACUUGGAUCGCACCUACAGAUACUUUCUCGGAACUUUGCAUCACUGGCGACGAGGCGGACGGAGUCGCGCUUCCUUGCGGUAUGAGCUACGCCAAGAUGUUUCGUUUGCCGACGAUAAAGUCAGAGCGGCAAGAGUCAUCAGACACAUUACUCUGCUGA